GCACGUAUUGCAGUUACAAAACAUUUGAUAUUAGGUCUGCACCGAAUUAUACAUCAGCAAUUCGAGAUGCAUGGAUUUCAGUCUAUUGGGUGAAUAAAACACUGAACCGACCACUAGGGCCACUCAAGGACAUUUUGAACGGGCAGUGUCUGACUUAAAAAAAUAAGAAACAGAAGAAGAUGACCAAGGUCACAGCCCCUGCAUUCGUCUUUUCAAAUGUUGACCAUGGCAAUACUACACACUACAUAAAGAAUGUGAGAUAUACGCAGCAGGGGUUGCUAGGGGAGUGCUACUUGUAUGGUCUGUUAAUCAUCCGUACAAAGAGGGGCCCUAGAUUGUGUGUAGUAGAUUUUAGACACUACUGUAUUUGUCGGAAGAGACAUCCCUGGUUUUAAUGGCUGGUGACCAAUUUUCUCAAGCGAUGUGGACUUUCUUUGUCGUUAUUCUGAUAUGGCAGGCACUACAUGUCGCCGACUCAAGGCUCCGCACUGCAGACGACUAUCUGGACACAUGCAUGGAGCUGUUGAAAUCACACAGCAAGAGCAAACCGUCCCCGGAACCCGGACUCGAGUGUCCCCAGUAUACGAAGAAGUCGUGCUGUAAAGCGGGUGUGACAGAGGACUUUGAGACAAAGGAAAACUGGCAGAACAUCACCAACUAUGUCCACUGUCCACAGAAGAGCAGUCUGUCGCCGAUGUGUCACAAGAUGUUUUUCGAUGAACUCUGCUUUUUCCUGUGUUCACCUUAUAUUGGGCCAUGGAUUGCCCCCGCGACACAUGACGAACCUGUAACCGACCGCUUCACAGACGUUCCAUUGUGCGCCAGUGAGUGUAACUCGUGGUGGGAGGCAUGCAAAGGAGAAUAUACUUGUCACGAAAAUUGGUACACUGAUUUUGAUAGAGAUGAAAAUGGAUUAAACGUAUGCAAAGCUGGUGCGGAAUGCAGGACGUAUGAAGCCAUGUACAGGACAGCUUCCAACUUUUGUGAAAUUAUAUGGGAUCGUUCAUUCAAAGUGGUCCCAGAUGAGGAACCAUGCAUGAAAUUCACGUUUGAUCCAGCUGGCCCGGAUCCUAAUGAAGAGACGGCGAGGAAGGCUGCAGCGUCAAGCGCUAUAAAGCACCAAGGAAUGUCAUUUCUUCAGUGGAUUUGCUCUUUUUUUUCCGAUAAUUCAGUAUUUCCAUUAGGUUUCCAAUGGCGCAAACCAGUGUUUGAGCCCAAGGACAAUGAGGAUUGAUAAAAAAUGAAAAUACACAAUGCUGAGUUUUUGGAAAUUGCCCGAUGUAAC
Messenger RNA from Lingula anatina, 1285 nucleotides. RefSeq names its product folate receptor beta. Gene Ontology annotation, cellular component: external side of plasma membrane. The record is from RefSeq and is a predicted model, not a curated record. Lineage: Eukaryota; Metazoa; Brachiopoda; Lingulata; Lingulida; Lingulidae. Gene Ontology annotation, molecular function: signaling receptor activity.